Molecule: messenger RNA, 1471 nt
Organism: Vidua chalybeata
Lineage: Eukaryota; Metazoa; Chordata; Aves; Passeriformes; Viduidae
Product: paralemmin-2-like
Exons: 7
Coding region: 227-1471 (414 amino acids)
Biological process (GO): regulation of cell shape
Cellular component (GO): membrane
Source: RefSeq, a predicted model, not a curated record
GCCAGGCAGGCACUGGUCCAGUGACUAAAAUGAUCGUACCGUGAGCCAGCCUUCAGUGCCUCCAAAAGUGGCUGACUGCUACACAGGAGCUCGGCUUUCUUUGCAAUUACUCCAGUUUCCCCCCGGCGACUGCAGUGUGCGCUCCGUUUCGGUUUUGUUUGCCUUUUUGUUUCUCCCUCCCACCCACCGGUCUCCAUCUCUCUCCUCCCGUGUCCUUCUCUCCAGGAUGGCGGAAGCAGAGUUGCACAAGGAAAGGCUCCAAGCCAUAGCAGAGAAAAGGAAAAGGCAGACAGAAAUAGAAGGCAAGAGACAACAGCUUGAGGACCAGAUACUUCAGCUGCAGCAUUUCAAGUCAAAAGCUCUUCGGGAAAAAUGGCUGCUACAGGGAAUUCCUGCUGGCUCUGCAGAAGAGGAAGAAGCCAGAAGGAAGCAGUCAGAAGAGGAUGAGCUGAAGGUGAAAAGGCUGGAAGAAAACAUACACAGACUGGAACAAGAAAUACAGAAAUUAGAAAGUGAAGAAUCACAAAUAUCUGCCAAAGAACAAAUAAUUUUGGAGAAACUAAAGGAGACUGAGAAAUCCUUUGACAACUUGCAAAAGAGUUUCUCCCACCAGGAUGGUGAUGCAGUAAAUUACAUUUACUCCCAGAUCCCUGAACUCCCAACCCUCUAUUCACGAACAGCAGUGCCAGUUCCUGGGUGGGACGGAUCAAGCAGAGUAGCUGCUUUGUGCACCAUGGAAAUUAAUGUGGAGAAAGACAAACAGACAGGAGAGACCAAGAUUGUCUCUGCUUCACCUGUUGGCCCAGAUGAGGCCCAUCAAAGAGGAUUCAAAGUCUAUGAUGAUGGUUCCAAGGUAGUCUAUGAGGUUCACUCUGGUGGCACAGUGGUAGAAAAUGGAGUACAUAAAUUAAGCUCAAAGGACGUAGAUGAACUUAUGCAAAAAGCUGGACAAUCAAGUGUAAAAGGAGGGUAUGAAACAAUGACUGUGUCAGACAAAAAUGUGGUAGCCGAUGGAAACCUUAGCCAUAUGAAGGAGCAAAUGCUCUUCAAGGAGGCAAAGCUAGAAAUGGUACACAAAUCCAGCAAAGGACAUGCUGUGAACCCUCAGCCACAAGACAAACCCUGUGGUGGUGAAACCCCAGAGCCCACUGCAGAUCAGCCGGUGACAAUGAUAUUUAUGGGCUACCAGAACAUCGAUGACGAAGAGGAGACAAAGAAAGUGCUGGGCUACGAUGAGACCAUCAAGGCAGAGCUUGUGCUGAUCGACGAAGAUGACGAGAAGUCACUGCGGGAGAAGACAGUGACUGAUGUUUCCACCAUGGAUGGGAACGCUGCAGAGCUGGUCUCUGGCAGGCCCCUGUCGGACACGACAGAGCCCUCCUCUCCCGAGGGGAAGGAAGAGAGCCUGCCCUUGGAAGCUGCCCCAGGUACACAAAAGAAAAAGCGCUGUCAAUGCUGUAUUGUCAUGUGA